UGAUUCCGGGUGAACUGUGCCUACGCGCAGUCUGCCGCGGUCCCUUGGUUAGGCUACACCUAUUCAUUCAUAGAUGCAGUGAGAUUUGCAUGUCUACAAAAUGAAUGUAAACGGUCAUUCGUUUCUUAGUAAAGUGUUUAAUAUAGUAAAAGAGGAGUUGGGAGCAGAUGCGCCGCUUAUCAAGUUUGAGCACCCAAAGGAUUUGGAGAAAAUUCUUCAGCUAGACAUAUCGGAGGCUACAGACGAGAAGACCUUAGAGCAAUGUGUGCGGCAAGUGUUGCAAUACAGCGUCAAGACCAACAAGCCCGCCUUCCGUAACCAGCUGUUCGGGGCCACUGAUCCUUACGGGCUCUCUGCUGCUUGGAUCACAGAGGCUUUCAACACCAGCCAGUAUACAUUCGAAGUAGCGCCCGCAUUCACUCUCAUCGAGAACAAAGUCCUGAGCCACGUCCUGAAGCUCUUCGGCAUCCCCGAUGGCGACGGCAUCUUCAGCCCUGGGGGCAGCCUGUCGAUGCUGUACGGCAUCGUCGCAGCCCGGUUCAGGGCCUUCCCGCAAGUCAAGACAAAGGGCAUGUGGGGUCUGCCUCAGAUGGUGUUGUACACUUCUGAAGAUAGUCACUAUUCAAUAAAGAAAGCCGCGCACUGGCUUGGCUUCGGUACCGACAGCAUACGUACCAUACAGACCAACGCCAACGGCCGAAUGGUACCAGAAGAGCUGGAAGCGGCCAUUCUCAGAGACAAGAAGGCUGGACUACACCCCUUGAUGGUGAAUGCCACUGCUGGGACCACUGUGCUGGGAGCUAUCGACCCUUUGUCGGUCAUUGCUGACAUUUGCAAGAAAUACGCCGUUUGGAUGCACGUUGAUGCUUGCUGGGGCGGGAGUUUGAUAUUGUCUCGGAAACACAAAAUAAAGCUGAAUGGCAUUGAACGAGCAAACUCCAUAUCGUGGAACCCCCACAAGAUGGCAGGAGCGCCGCUCCAAUGCUCCCUGUUCCUGGUGCGCGAGAAGGGCCUCCUCCACGAAGCCAACUCAGCCGCAGCGCAGUACCUCUUCCAGCAGGACAAGUUCUAUGACGUCAACUACGAUACCGGGGACAAGAGCAUACAGUGUGGACGUAAGAUCGACGCUUUCAAAAUAUGGAUGAUGUGGAAGGCGCGCGGGGAUGCCGGGCUCAACCAACUCGCCGACCGUACUAUGCAGAUCGCUCAGUUCUGCCUCGACACCGUAGCGAGUCGGCCUGGCUUUAAGCUGGUGGUAGACCAGUUGCAGUGCCCCAAUGUGUGCUUCUGGUACAUUCCCAAACGGUACAGAGAAGACAAGGAAGAUGAGGAGUGGUGGGAGAGGAUGCAUAAGAUUACUCCGAAAAUCAAAGAGAGCCUAACGAGAAACUCCCUGCUAAUUAUAUCAUACUCUCCCCUGCGUGAGCACAAGAACUUCUUCCGCCUGGCCGUCACCUUCCACCCGGUGCUUGAGGAAGCCCAGGUCCUAAAGAUGUUAGCGGAUAUUGAACAAGCGGGGGAGGAAAUCACAUUAGAUUGUUAGUAGAUUUAACAUAAACUUAAAGAACUCCCCGUUGUUAAAAUACUCUCCCCUGCGUGAGCUCUAGAAUUUCUCCCGCCUGGCUGUAACUUUCCACUCGGUGCUCGAAGAAGCACAGGUUCUGAAGAU
This is a messenger RNA of Cydia fagiglandana, 1669 nucleotides long. RefSeq names its product glutamate decarboxylase 2-like. The transcript is spliced from 8 exons. Gene Ontology annotation, molecular function: carbon-carbon lyase activity; pyridoxal phosphate binding. The coding region runs from base 101 to 1543 and encodes 480 amino acids. Gene Ontology annotation, cellular component: cytoplasm. The record is from RefSeq and is a predicted model, not a curated record. NCBI's taxonomy places the organism in Eukaryota, Metazoa, Arthropoda, Insecta, Lepidoptera, Tortricidae. Gene Ontology annotation, biological process: carboxylic acid metabolic process.